UCUCAGGAUUAUGAAUAUGUAUUGCACGUGACCCAAUUGCUAUGGCCUUUUCAUUAAGUUUUGGUUUGGUUUGGCUUGGGUCAGGGACGAUCCAAGUGUUUCAAUGGGCCCAGAUUCAACCACUAGCCCGUUUACUUUUCAACCCAAACCAACAAGUUGUUGCCUCUGGCCCUCUUGGCGAAUUCUGCAUUUCCAACGGUCCGAUCAAAACCCUAAUCAAUGGCCGGGAAUGCAUCGUCUUCUCUCACCCUUGUCUUCCUCAUCAUCCUGAUCGCCGCUCCGACACCCUCCGGCUCGUUCUUUCCGUCGCAGUACCGAACCCUAGUGUCACUGGGCCACUCGCUCAUGACGCGCGUGGCCAACCUUCGGGCCUCCAGGGGCGACCAUUCCGGCGCCGCGCUAGCCAGGGCGGUGGCGGCGAGGCUGGAGCGGGGGCUAGGGUUAGGGUUGUGGGGGAUGAUGUGGUCUACGGGGUGGGACUACUUCAGAAACUACGCUUGGGGGGAGAUGAAUUGGAGGGAGCUGAACGCUGCCGUUUCGGAAAUGAAGGAGUUGCUGAGGUGGGUGACAGAGUUGACUCGGAUGAAUUCGGAUGCGGAGAGAGCGGCGUGGGUGGGGCGAAAUUACCAGAGCGUCCUGAGAGUAUCCAAUUCGAUGCUGGGGAAGCUCCUCCAGGUGUUUCGUCAAUCGGGGGCGUUGAGGGAAGUGGUGGAGACGGUGAAGAAAGAGGUGGUGGAGGGCGGAUUACUGAGAGACUGUCUUGAAUUGGGAAGCAAUGACUUGAAAGGCUUGAUGCAAGUGCUUAACGAUCUCCUUUCACAAUUAUCUUCUGCUUCUGCUUCAGCUUCCGGCCACACCGCCGAUCUUUGAACUUCAAAUUGUUGAAAUUGUUUACAUGAAGUUGGAGUGGUUCCAAGUCGCUCAGACAAACAUGAAUUCCAAUUCACAUAGUUUUGUUGACUUCUCUA
Vitis riparia (riverbank grape) is the source of this 968-nucleotide messenger RNA. RefSeq lists its product as uncharacterized. Bases 220 to 870 code for a protein of 216 amino acids. The record is from RefSeq and is a predicted model, not a curated record. Lineage: Eukaryota; Viridiplantae; Streptophyta; Magnoliopsida; Vitales; Vitaceae. The transcript has 2 exons.